Molecule: messenger RNA, 9250 nt
Organism: Cydia strobilella
Lineage: Eukaryota; Metazoa; Arthropoda; Insecta; Lepidoptera; Tortricidae
Exons: 49
Coding region: 255-8948 (2897 amino acids)
Biological process (GO): symbiont-mediated perturbation of host defenses; lipid metabolic process; response to reactive oxygen species
Cellular component (GO): cytoplasm
Molecular function (GO): pigment binding
Source: RefSeq, a predicted model, not a curated record
AGGAAAGCACUUUGCAGAUACCUACUCAAUUGCAUGCUUAUCUAUGUCCACUAAUACUUAAACAUAGUCGAUAUCUACCGCUACCAUUGACGUACUGACAUCGAACCAAUUAUUUAUAUCCACAAAUCACGGCACACAUGAUUAACGUUAAAUACCAAAUAUCGAUAGAUAAAGUUUUUAUAAAUAUGAUAAGCUAAGAUGAUAACGCCAUUUGAGUGGUGGGUUCAUUAGUGAGCGGGAACAAUAAUGAUCUCAUGAUGUUGACAUUAAUAAUAGGUUUUAGUAUUUUAGGGCUGUUAGGAACUAGUGCUCAAAUUAUCCAGGAUGGACAGUGUAACCUGGAUAUUGAUUUACAAGCAGGCUUCAAUAUUGACGAUUUCCUUGGCUCCUGGUACGAAGUCUCCAGAACAGACAAUCCCCAGCAAGUCGGAGACUGCUCUCGGCUUAGCCUGACCAGUGCCGACGGCGUGAUUAGCAUCAGUUAUGAAUCCGUGAACCGGAACUUUUAUGAGGAGAUCAAUGGCACCGUCAGCCAGGAAGAGGGAACCGCUAAACUAUCACUUAACUUAAAUGGAUUAUCUGAGCCUGUCGAUUUUUGGGUUCUGAUGACGGAUCAUUCCACUUACGCUCUAGCUUACCAAUGUGUCAACAUUAACGCAAAUCAAAGAGCUGUAUACAUCUGGCAACUGGGCAGAGCUCAAACAUUCACCGAACUGUACCUUGCUCUGAUGAACACUAGGCUGAACAAUCUCCUCGGCAUCACCUUAGCUGAACUAAGAUCAACGGAUUUCGGCGAGGAAGCCUGCUAUGAGCUACCCGUGAUCGAGGAAAACCAACCCAUUCUGCUCCCUGGGCAAUGUGAUGCGAACAUAACCAUUGUAGACUCUUUAGAUGUUGAAAGAUUCACCGGACUGUGGCACGAAAUAUCAAGCUACUACUCUGAAAGCGCCCUUGGAACUUGUGCCAGGGCUCAAUACACCCUGGAAGGUGGCGUGGUCAACGUUGUGAACAGUCAGGUGGUCAACCAGGGACUGGAAACUGUCACGGGAACGGCGACGGUUAUAGAUGCCAAUGGUGGCGGAAAAUUAUCGGUGACUUUGGAGGUAGCUCCUGGUGUAUUUACAGAUCAAGAACUUUGGGUAUUAGCCACAGAUUACUCCGACUAUGCAAUACUUUACAGUUGUAUCGACCAACCGAAUAACCAGAAACGAGUGUACAGUUGGAUAACCAGCCGAACGAGAGUGCAAACCGAUGCCGCCCGGACGGCAGUCACAGGAGUGGUGGACUCGAUUAUGGAUCUAAACAACUUGUAUUACGAACUAACCGAUCAGACGGACGAUGGAUGUUUCUACUACCCUGAACAUGUGAUCGACCAGCCCGUGGUCUUCAGAGGCUCUUGUGAUAUGAGCAUACCUGCUAUGGCUAAUUUUGAUGCUGAUAGAUACAUGGGAUUAUGGCACGAAAUCGAAUCAUAUCCUUCCGUCUUCCAAACUGGCACUUGCAAUAAUGCGAGGUACACACUAGACGAGGAGCUUGGAAGCGUCGAUGUAUUCAAUACUCAAGUUAUUGACCGAGCACUGGAUACCAUUCGCGGAAACGCCACCAUAGCAGCUGAUGCAGAUGGUACUGGAAAGCUGGUUGUUUCGUUUCCAAUUGCUGGAACACCGUUCACAACUUCAACUGACUACUGGGUGUUGGACACCGACUAUGACAACUACGCUUUAGUUUAUACUUGCUACAACAUUGACCCCGACACCAGAGGAGUUUGGAGUUGGAAGCUCAGCCGUUCCAAAGAGCUAUCAGCCGUGGCUAAUACAACAAUCAAUGCAGUUAUUGCUUCAAUACCUGUUUUGGACGAUCGUUAUUACCAAACUAGAGAUCAAAGCACCGAUGGAUGCUUCUACUAUCCCGUACCCGAGCUUGGCGUUCCUGUCGUCUUCCCGGGACAAUGCGAUGACGGGAUCGCUGCUGUUUCUAACUUUAAUUUAGACGAUUUUCAAGGAGUUUGGCACGAAAUUGAAAGUUAUCCGAAGAUCGAACAAAGAGGAGAGUGUAUCAGUCAUGAUUUUACACAAGGCACGGGUACAACAUUAAAUCUUCAGUCUUCACAAAUUAUUGACCAAUUCCUAUCAAUUUCUUCAGGAAAUGUAACUUUUACUUCAACUGAUGGAAGUGCCAGAUUGGUAAUAACUAUCGUCUCAGAUGGUCAAGUUAUCGAAGUUCCUUAUUGGAUUAUAAACACUGAUUACACUGGCCAUGCAUUGGCUUACAGCUGUGUGAACCUCGAUAGCGAUUACAGAGGAAUAUGGAGCUGGAAGCUUAGCAGAACAAAAGAGCUCUCUUCAUCGGCUAGCACGAUCAUCGAUGAAGCUAUUUCAAACAUUGACGUGCUCGGCAACGAGUACUAUGAGCACGUGGACCAAUCAGAUCCAGCCUGCUUCUACUUGCCUGAUCUGGAGCCUGGGGAGCCUGUUGUGAUCGUUGGACAGUGCCAGGCUAAUAUUCCUGUUGUACAGAACUUUAACGCUGAUAUGUUCGCUGGCCGCUGGCGUCUAAUAGAAAGCUACCCGGUCAACUCCUCGACCGGAACAUGUGACGACACGACAUACACAGUUGACGGAGAUUAUCUGCGUGUAGUCCACACUCAGGUCAUCAACGAACGACUGAACACCAGCCAAGGGUACGCAAAUCUAGUGGCAAUUGGCAAUGAAGGGAAAUUCUUAGUUACUUAUACUGGUGCUGAUCCGGUUGAAUAUUGGGUACUCGAUACGGACUACAACUCAUUUGCCAUCAUGUACGCCUGUGAAAAUAUAGACAGCGAAUGGAGACGAGUAUGGAGUUGGAAGAUGAGUCGCACCACAGAACUGACGGAGGCAGCUGUGACUAGCAUCAACCAGAUAAUCGAUAGCGUCGACGUCCUAAACAACCGCUACUACCAAGAGGUCGAUAAUACUGCCGCCGGCUGUUUCUACUACCCCUACGCCGAUGGCAACCCCGUCGUGUUCAGGGGCCAGUGCAAUGAGAGCAUUCCUGUUGUAACUAGUUUCAAUAUUGAUAGGUACAUGGGUCUUUGGUACGAUAUCGCGAGCUAUCCUCAAGAGUUCCAAGACGGAACCUGCGCAACUGCCACCUACACGCGUAACGGUGUCGUGGAGGUAUACAACACUCAAGUCGUCAAUGAAACUUUGGACUACAUCUAUGGAAGCGCUGUGGCCGACAACGACGAUGGGUUAGCUAAGUUGCUUGUGACUUUUCCUAUAGCUGGAACUAACUUUUCUAUUACCUCUCAGUACUGGGUGUUGGAUACGGAUUAUGAUAAUUACGCAUUAGUCUACGCGUGUGUCAACCUCAGUGCCGACUCUCGCAGAGUAUCAAGCUGGAAGCUCAGCAGACAGAAGACCAUAUCAGAAGCAUCAGAGACUGCAAUCAGCGCAGUAUUAGACAGCGUCCAAGUACUCAGCCAGGAAUAUUUCGUGACAAGAGACCACACUGAUGAUGGGUGCUUCUACUACCCUGAACCGGAGGCAGGCAAGCCUGUGGAGUUCCCGGGACAGUGCGAUGAGAGUAUCCUAGCUGUGCCGGAUUUUAAUUUGGAUCGAUUCUCAGGACUAUGGCACGAAACAGCCGCCUACCCCAAAGUAGAAUCUGAGGGUCAUUGCGUCAACUACGAGUUCACGACUGCGACUGCAGAUUCCUUUAGUCUGUACACAACUCAAGUCAUUGGUCUAGAUCUGGAUGAGGCUAAUGCGACUGUAGUAAGGACGUCUACUGACAACAGCGCUAAAUUCACUGUUACUCUUACCUCUGGUGGCAACAAUACUGAGAUUCUUUAUUGGAUUUUGGCCACUGACUACGACAACUAUGCUCUAGCGUACAGCUGCAUGAACAUCGACGCUAACUAUAGAGAAGUAUAUAGUUGGAAAUUAAGCCGCACUAAGGAAAUGUCAGAAGUAUCAGAAAACGCCAUUAGCGCGGCCAUGUCAGGCAUUCAAGUCGUAGACGAGCGCUACUACGAAUCGACCAGCCAAAGCGAUGAUUCCUGCUUCUACCUGCCCGUGCUGGCCCCUGAAGACCCCGUGGUCUUCGUUGGACAAUGCGACCCUAACAUUCAAGUCGUUCAGAAUUUCGAUCCAAUGAAGUACGAAGGUCGCUGGCGCCUCAUCGAGAGCUACGCUUCAGAAUUCCAAACUGGCACCUGUAACGACGCCACGUACACCAUUCAGAACGAUGGCUCCGUCUUAGUUUACAACACGCAAGUCAUCAACGAGGCUCUGGACACUAUCACCGGUUCAGCUGUACUAGCCACUGCUGACGGUUCUGGAAAGCUACUUGUGACCUUCCCUGGAGCGCUUGAACCCGUGGAGUACUGGAUUUUGGACACCGACUAUGAUUCAUACGCGUUAGUGUACAGUUGCGUCAAUCUGAAUAGCGAUCAAAGGCGAGUAUGGAGUUGGAAGAUGAGUCGCACUACAGAACUGACGGAAGCAGCUGUGACUAGCAUCAACCAGAUAAUCGAUAGCGUCGACGUCCUGAACAACCGUUACUACAAAGAGGUCGAUAAUACUGCCGCCGGCUGUUUCUACUACCCCUACGCCGAUGGCAACCCCGUCGUGUUUAGAGGCCAGUGCAAUGAGAGCAUUCCUGUUGUGACUGGUUUCAAUAUUGAUAGGUACAUGGGUCUUUGGUACGAUAUCGAGAGCUAUCCUCAAGAGUUUCAAGACGGAACCUGCGCAACUGCCACCUACACGCGUAACGGUGUCGUGGAGGUAUACAACACUCAAGUCGUCAAUGAAACUUUGGACUACAUCUAUGGAAGCGCUGUGGCCGACAACGACGAUGGGUUAGCUAAGUUGCUUGUGACUUUCCCUAUCGCUGGAGCUGACUUUUCUAUUACCUCUCAGUACUGGGUGUUGGAUACGGAUUAUGAUAACUAUGCAGUAGUCUACGCUUGUGUCAACCUCAGUGCCGACUCUCGCCGAGUAUCAAGCUGGAAGCUCAGUAGACAGAGGACCAUGUCAGCGGCAUCAGAAACUGCAAUCAGCGCAGUAUUAGACAGCGUCCAGGUUCUCAGCCAGGAAUAUUUCGUGACAAGAGACCACACUGAUGAUGGGUGCUUCUACUACCCUGAACCGGAGGCAGGCAAGCCUGUGGUGUUCCCGGGACAGUGCGAUGAGAGUAUCCAAGCGGAGCCGGAAUUUAAUCUGGAUCGAUUCUCGGGACUAUGGCACGAAACAGCCGCCUAUCCCAAAGUAGAAUCUGAGGCUCAUUGCGUCAACUACGAGUUCACGACUGCGACUGCAGAUUCCUUCAGUCUGUACACAACUCAAGUCAUUGGUCUAGAUCUGGAUGAAACUAACGCGACUGUAGUAAGGACGUCUACUGACAACAGCGCUAAAUUAACUAUUACUCUUACAUCUGAUGGCAACAAUACUGAGAUUCCUUUUUGGAUUUUGGCAACUGACUACGACACCUAUGCUCUAGCGUAUAGCUGCAAGAACAUCGAUUCUAACUAUAGAGAAGUAUACAGUUGGAAAUUAAGCCGCACUAAGGAAAUGUCAGGAGCAUCAGAAAACGCCAUUAGCGCGGCCAUGUCGAGCAUUCAAGUCGUAGACGAGCGCUAUUACGAAUCGACCAGCCAAAGCGAUGAUUCCUGCUUCUACCUGCCCGUGCUGGCCCCUGAAGACCCCGUGGUCUUCGUUGGACAAUGCGACCCUAAUAUUGAAGUCGUUCAGAAUUUCGAUCUGACGAAGUAUGAAGGUCGCUGGCGCCUCAUCCAGAGCUAUGCUUCAGAAUUCCAAGAUGGCACCUGCAAUGAAGCCACGUACACCAUUCAGAACGAUGGCUCCGUCUUAGUUUACAACACGCAAGUCACCGACGAGGCCUUGGAUACUAUCACCGGUUCAGCUGUGCUAGCCACCGUUGACGGCUCUGGAAAGCUACUUGUGACCUUCUCUGGAGCGCUGGAACCCGUGGAGUACUGGAUUUUGGAUACAGACUAUGAGUCAUACGCGUUGGUUUACAGUUGCGUCAACCUGAACAGCGAUCAAAGAAGAGUAUGGAGUUGGAAACUCAGCCGAACCACCAGCCUGACCGACGCCGCCGUAGCCGCGAUCGAGCAUAUCGUCGGCUCCGUAAACGUUCUCGACGACCGCUACUACUCGACGAUGGACCACUCGGCCGCCGGUUGCUUCUACUUCCCGGUGCCCGACGGCAAGCCGGUGACGUUCCGUGGCGAGUGUGAUGACAGCGUCAGGGUUGUUGAAAACUUCGACAUAGAGAGGUAUAUGGGCCUCUGGUAUGACAUCGAGAGCUACCCUCAGGCGUUCCAAGAUGGCACGUGUGCCACAGCCACCUACACUCUCACAGGCGAUGGUGUGCUUGUGUACAACACACAAGUCGUCGAGCAACUACUCGACAACGUGAACGCUACCGCUGUGCCCGCGGCCGACGACGGCCUCGCGAAGUUCAUCGUCACCUUCCCUGUACCUGGUACUGACUUGACAGUGAACGUACCAUAUUGGGUGUUGGAUACUGACUACGACAACUAUGCUCUCGUCUACUCUUGCAGCCAAAUAAAUGAUGAAUACAGAAGUGUAUCCAGUUGGAAACUCAGCCGCUCACAAGAACUAACACCGGCUGCCCAGACUACCAUUAACGCUGUAAUAGACAACGUUCAAGUGCUAGACAACCUGUACUACAGCCCGCGAGGGCACACUGAAGAAGAGUGUUUCUAUUACCCUGACAACUUCGGGGGACCGGUAUUACUGAACGGACAGUGCGAGGCACAAAAUGUUGUACAAAACUUUAAUCUCAAUUUGUUCGCUGGCACAUGGCACGAAACAGCACGCUUCCCAUCUGACGAACAAACCGGUGAAUGCGCCACCAACGAGUUUGUGAUCAACCAGAACUCCUUCGUAUUGACUCAGACCAUAGUGUAUAAUGAAAGACUGACCACGGUGUCUGGACCGGCGGUAGUAGCGAGCGAUGGAAAUGGUAUUAUUACUGCUACAUUACAGAAUGAUGAAGGAGUCUCCGUUGAAGUUACGCUUUACGUCUUGGACACUGACUACACGGAAUACGCGUUGUUAUUUAGUUGUGUGGAUGUAGACGACACCAGCAAACAAAUUUACAGUUGGAAAAUGAGCCGCUCCAGAUCUGGUCUUUCUCAAUUAGCCAACGACGCCAUAGACGAAGUGGUUAAUAACAACGUGGACCUCCACGAAAAUUACUACGAAAGCACUGAUCAGAGCAAUGAUGGAUGUUUCCACUAUCCAGUCUUUGACGAACCUCCUUCAGCUAUCGUGUUACCAGGUCCUUGCGAUGAUAGGAUUCAAGCCAAAGCCAACUUUGAAGUGAAUGCUUACCUCGGAAGAUGGUUCGAAGUAUCCAAAUACCCGCAAAGGGAUCAAGUUGGUGAAUGCUCCCGAGCGCACUACAGUCCUGGACAAGGUGAUGCCCCCGUUGACGUGAGGAACACCAUCGUCUACAACCAGACCCUGGAGACCAGGGAGGGAUCCGCAGUGCCACACAGCACUGAUGGAAGCGGUCUUUUGUGGAUCACGUUCGUUCUUGAUGACGGAGUGGUGGUGGAAUCUAACUACUAUGUUCUGGAAACCGACUACACAAGUUUCGCCCUCGUAUACAGCUGCAGGGACUUAGACAAUGGCGACAGUGAAGUAUACAGUUGGAAGCUCAGCAGAGAGCCGACGCUCAGCGACGCAGCCAACAACAUUAUCGAUGAGGUCAUAAGAAACACAAGAGGUCUGUUAGAAGAAUACUACGUACCGACCAGCCAAAGUGAUGAGGACUGCUUCUACGUGCCCGAACUGAAUGAAAAUUCUGCAUUAGACUUUAGGGGACAGUGUGAAAAUGUCUCCGGUGUAGAAGGUUUUGAUGUGUCUCAGUACGCGGGCUGGUGGCACGAGAUUGAGCGGUUCCCCACGGACGGCAACCCUGGCAAUUGUACCAGCUCUCAAUACACCAGCGUCGGCAACACCAUUCAUGUGGUCGAUACCAGAGUGUUCGACCUCGCGGGACAGAUCACCACCGGCACCGUUGUAGCUAGCAGCAAUGGCGUUCUGACUAGGACCCUGAGCAAUGGACAAGUCGAAGAAUUGGUUGUUUUGGGAACGGAUUACGAGACGUAUUCGCUGUUGUACUCCUGUUCCAAUAAGGAAGAUGGAGAAUAUAGGCGAGUAUGGAGCGCCAAACACAGCAAACAACAAGAACUGACAGAAGCAGCUGAAAACGCGUUUGCGCCUAUAAUUGAAGGCAACCAAGUGCUAUACCCGCAAUUCUACCUGACGGUUGAUCAGUCUGACGACGCUUGCUUCCAUUAUCCUGAACCGACGGGCGAAAAGGUCAAACUUCGCGGACAGUGUGAUGAUGACAUACCAACUGUUCAGGACUUUGACGUGCCUGCGUACACCGGCGACUGGUACCUCAUCGAACAAUAUCCUAAUCCUCACGUCUCUGAUGACGGCACGUGCGUUGGCGCUCGCUACACGUACGACUUUGAGACUGAAGAGAUCUCGAUUCUCCACUGGGAGGUCGUGGGAGGAAACCUUACCUCGAUUAAUGGUACCGCGAGUACUGAUGGCGCGAAGAUGAUUAUAACAAUGGCGGUUGCGGACAGCGAUGACACUACAACAAUAGAGUUGAAAAUCUUGCAGACGGACUACGCUUCUUACUCCUUGGCUUACACUUGCACUAACGUUAACCAGUUCCAACGCGAAGUGACUGCCUUCAAGUUCAGCAGAACGCGCUCGCUGCCAGCGAGCGCUGUGACUGCCAUCACCUCUUAUAUGGCGACACGACAAGAGCUUCACCAACAGUACUUCACCUCGGUAGAACAAAACGAAGACUGCCUGGAACCCAGCUCCGCGCUUUUGGUCCGCGGCAGUUUUAUGGUUUUACUAGUUUGCGCUAUUUUGAAAAUGUUCAUGUAAUUUAUAAGUGGGAGAAAAAGAGUUCAUUCACAUCCAAAGUCGUGUACUUACGUCACUUUUGUAAAUGGCGCAUCUGGAGCAUGGCCGUGUAACCGCAACCAUAACAUCCAACUUUUUUAUUGAUAAGCAAUUAUUAUAAUGAAAUUCGUAAAAUGUGGUUUAGUAGUCAGCAUCAAAUAGAUGGGUGACGGCAAAAGUGGCCAAAUACAUCGAAACACUUAUUUUUACUGUAACGCACCUUUUACGAUAUAUUUGGCCACUUUAGCCGUUCACUUUUUGGAGCUGACUGUAGUCAGCUGCAG